Megalopta genalis is the source of this 6612-nucleotide messenger RNA. RefSeq names its product aryl hydrocarbon receptor spineless (gene ss). Gene Ontology annotation, biological process: response to xenobiotic stimulus; xenobiotic metabolic process; regulation of transcription by RNA polymerase II. Gene Ontology annotation, cellular component: nucleus; aryl hydrocarbon receptor complex. NCBI's taxonomy places the organism in Eukaryota, Metazoa, Arthropoda, Insecta, Hymenoptera, Halictidae. The record is from RefSeq and is a predicted model, not a curated record. Gene Ontology annotation, molecular function: nuclear receptor activity; protein dimerization activity; transcription cis-regulatory region binding.
CGGGGCUGGAGUGCAGGGGGUGGUCGCCGGGAUUUGUGGACCAGCGAGCGCGUCCCUCGCGGCGGCGACGGAUUACGUGACGCCGGCAUGCUAUCCCCCGGGAUCUCAGCUUGCCCUGGCCGCCUCUCACCCUCAGCCCCACGUCGUUGAUCCCGCGAUGACGCCCACCUCGGCGCCGGUGCCGACACCGACCACGGCGUCCGGACCCAACAACCCGGUCGCCAUGAGCCAGCUGGGGACCGUUUACGCCACCAAAAGGAGACGCCGGAACGGAAAAAGUUUGAAACCACCGCAAAAGGAUGGCGUGACGAAGUCGAACCCCAGCAAACGACACCGGGAACGGCUGAACGCAGAAUUGGACACGCUGGCGUCGUUGCUUCCGUUCGAGCAAAACAUCCUCAGCAAGCUGGACCGGCUCAGCAUCCUCAGACUCAGCGUGAGCUAUCUGCGAACGAAAAGCUACUUUCAAGUGGUGAUGCACAAAGACAAAGAGGAGAACUCGCACCACGACACUCACUACAGGGCGAGGGAGUUGGCCGCGUUCGCAGCUUACGAUCAUCAUCAUCUCGACGGCGAAAUGUUCCUUCAGGCGCUGAACGGGUUCCUGCUCAUCCUGACCUGCGACGGAGAGGUGUUCUUCGCCACUCACAGCAUAGAAAGUUACCUUGGCUUCCAUCAGUCCGACAUCGUGCACCAGAGUGUCUACGAGCUGGUGCAUAGCGAGGACCGAGAGGAAUUGCAACGGCAGCUGAUGUGGAACUCUUUUCUGCCUACCGAGAGCGCCAGUCUGCCCCUUCACGACGCCCUUUCGCCGCAGCACAGCCAUCUUCUUGAGCGCAGCUUCACCGUCCGAUUCCGGUGCCUCCUGGACAACACUUCCGGCUUCCUGCGUUUGGACAUCAGAGGACGCGUCAAGAUCCUCCACGGCCAGAACAGGAAGACCGAGGAACCACCCCUGGCUCUGUUCGCUCUUUGCACCCCGUUCGGGCCACCCUCCCUGCUAGAAGUCCCGCAGAAGGACGUCAUGUUCAAGAGCAAACACAAGCUGGACUUGGCGUUGGUCUCCAUGGACCAGCGAGGGAAGAUGCUGUUAGGCUACUCGGACGCCGAGCUGGCGAACCUCGGUGGCUAUGAUCUAGUCCAUUACGACGACUUGGCUUACGUUGCCAGCGCCCAUCAAGAACUGUUGAAGACUGGCGCGUCGGGAAUGAUUGCCUACAGAUUCCAGAAGAAAGAUGGCGGCUGGCAGUGGCUGCAGACUAGUUCUAGACUGGUUUACAAGAACUCGAAACCUGACUUCGUCAUCAGCACGCACAGACCUCUCAUGGAGGAGGAGGGCAGGGAUCUGCUGGGAAAGCGGACGAUGGACUUCAAAGUGAGCUACUUGGACGCCGGCCUGACCAACAGUUACUUCUCGGACAGCGACAGCCUGACCGGCUCGGUGAUGACACCGACGCUUCCGACGCAGCCGACGUCCCAGCGAGUGAACAGGCGGUACAAGACGCAGUUAAGGGACUUCCUGUCGACCUGCCGGAACAAACGUACCAAACUUUCCGCGCAGUCGUCGGUGUCGCCGCCGGUGACGCCCACGGUCGCGUCCGUGGAUUAUCUCGCGGCGGAUACGAGCGCGGCCGCGGCGGUCGCGGCCGCUUACAGCAACUUGAACACCAUGUACCCGACCCCGUACGCGCCUACGGCGGUCGCGGCCAGCACGGAUCCUUCCCUGACCACGUACAUCGGCCACACGGGCAAUUACCAUCAGACUUUAUAUCCGGCGACCGCGCUGGACAAUAGGUACCUCACAGCAGCCACGGAGAACCUGUUCCAGUACAGGCCACUGGGCUCCUACUACCCGGAGUACCACACGAGCACGGCGUACAACGGGUUCAUCGACGUCUCCCUUCCGACCUACGAGACGCACCAGCUGACCAGCAAAGCGGAGGAGAAGCUGUACUGCCAGCAACUGGGCGAAUCUCCGAAAUACGGCUACGUGGAGACGAGACACCCGAGCAGCGUCAGCGGGUCGCCGUACGCGGCCAGUCCUGUCGCCAGUGCAUCCGCGAUGCACACCGCGACCACGGACAUCAACAUCGUUCGAGCCGGAAGCAGACACUCCCUGGAGGGCGGAGCCUCCUCGAGCAACUCCGCGGGGAGUUCGCCUGUAACCGGGCCGACGAACGGCGUCCUCACCCCGAAGAUAGAGGACGUGAAGCCGGAGGUGUACGGGAACGAGGCGCCCAGACAGACUGUUCUGAUGUGGGGCGCGCCUCCGUCCCGCACCCCUCCGAGGAACAACGGCAGCUACAGCCCCCCGACACCUCACUCGACCCACUCGUCCACGCAUUCGACCAACGCGAACGCCGGCGACCCCCUAAAGUCCCUAGCCGAGAUGAACUCGAUGAACGGCGAGUGCAAGUGGAGGCAAACGUCGCCCAGCGAGCCCCAAACCACGGCGCCAAGCUCUCCAAGAACUAAGGCGCAACCCCAACAGCAUCAGCAUCAUCAGCAGCAGCAACAGCAGCAACAACAACAGCAGCAGCAACAACAGCAACAACAGCAACAACAACAACAGCAACAUCAGCAGUACCCGGUGACCACGUCACAGUAUCAAGCGGCAGCGGCUGCCGCGGCCGCGGCCGCAGCCGCGGCGGCCAGCACUAUCGGAUACGCGCACUCUCAUCCUGGCCAUGGCCAUGGGGAAGCGGGCUCCGAGGUAUGGCAAGGAGUGCAACACCAUCACCACUACCAGUACUAUCCCUACCACCAUCACCACCCCGCACCACCAAGGCACGCGCCCCACACGCCCCCGUCAGCUGUGGCAACGGGGACGGGAGUCGGCAUGUCCAUCGGCCCGGACAGCAACACCAACAACAACAACGUCUUGUACCAUCCUCCGCACCACCACCCCCAACAUCAGCACGUAGUGGGAUCAUCAGCGGGGGGAAUGGGCCCAACUGUCCCACAGAUACCAAACCGGACGCCGGGAGUCCUCUGCUGUCCAUCUCUGAGGUGACUAACACCCUGCUCAACCAAUAGUCUAUACGUGACCUCCGCAUCGCUUCGUUUUAGUGAUCAAGGUAUCUCAGAGAAAUUAGUUUCACCGAGGCGGAUCGCAGAACGCGUGACUGUACCAUACAGAUAAUAUUGGUUAAACUGUUAAGAGUAUUCCCCUCUCUCGUAUAGUGCUGUAACAUACUCAUUACAGUUAACGUAAAAACGACGACGUUGCUACGACGUACAUGUAUGUAUGCCUGAUUAUGUUAAUUCGUCCGUAUUGUUAAGUUGCACAGGAAAGUUCUCCGAGGGACGUGCAGAGUUUGAUGUUCUUCUUGAUCCGCGGACACGCGUGAAAGGUGAUGAUUAUGGGAUCCGUUGAUCCCUCGAUCGUGCAUACCGUAGAUCGACCGGUCAAGUAUGAUAAACGAGCACGAAAAACAUUAUCGAGCGAACGCGAACGUUGCUUGAUCCGAUCCCUAACGAAACGUCGAUUCCAGAGAAAAACGCAAAAAUUAAGCAAUUCCGUAAAACAACCCUAAUCGAACAUGAUCGCGCGAACGUAGAAUGGUCUGUAAAAUAAUGUCUUCGAAGCUGUGCACACGGAUUCUGUGAUAUACGAUUAAAUCUAGAGAUACUAGGAACGGCUGCUCUAACAAUUUCGUUUCCUCCCCUCCCUACAAAACAAAGCUGAUAAUUUGGGAUCCAUAGAUCGUACUUCGGCCUCGUCCUUGGUGAAAAAUAAAAGGAGACGCGCGUGAACCGAGAAGAACACAAACACGAGACAACUCUCCCGAUCCGGUCGAACCCCUCAGUCUUGCCAAUGCGUUUCUGUUAAUAAGUUUGUAAUUUUUGUACUUAAUUAAUUUAUACGCUAUUUAUGUACAUGUGUAGUUGACGUUUAGCGAAGCUAGACGAGCCUUCCAUAAUUUUAAUAGGACGUGUACUAUCAUUUUCUGCGAACGUUGAGAGCCGUGCUCGAAGAAACGGGACGACAAGAGACAACCAUAACCGGCGAGAAAACGUUUUAAUUGUCGACGAUGAAUCGAUCGAUCGACACCUGCCGCGUUCGAACGAACGGACGUACGGACGACCCGAGUGAUUUCAAUGCUUCGAAUCUUCAUUAAUUCUGGGGGGCUACGGGGGGGCAAGAAAGGGGAACGCCGUUUUUAUCAGUUCGCGUCGAGUAUACAUAUCAGGAAUGAAAAAUAUAGGAAGGUUAACGACGCGUGGUCGUCCCCCUUUCUACUGCACUCUCGAGAUAUAAAUAUAUAUAUAUACAUAAAAAGAGAAGAAGAUUAUAUAUAUAUUGUAUUAUUUGCUAGUAGAAAUGUUUAAAUCUUACGGAUAGCAUGAUUAAUGAUUUGUAAGGCUACCAGCGACAUCUUUUUCCUUCGAAUCCACGCGUCUUUUUGAUCUUUCAACUACGAUUAUUCUCUACUUUACCUACUUCAUGUCGUUAUAGUGUUAUACAAUAUACGAAACUAUUUUGCUAUGAUUAUUUGUAAACGUUCAGUCCGCUGAUUGGCUUCGCGGUAGACGCGUCGAGACUUUUUACCUGGCGUGCCCCACCGCCGCGAGUCUUUCUUUACUUUCACAUCUUCUUUUUAUUCAAUUCGCCGUAACAACAGUCGAAGGAACGAUCAACGUCUCGAUUAUGAUUGUCUUAAUAUUUUUUUGCGCAUUGUUGAACACUUCUGACUUGUGUUCAACGAACGGGGCACGUCGUUAACGAGUCUCGACAACUCCACAUUGUAAAUUUACAUCUUUGUAACAGCUUGAAACUACGUUUCUUUGCAAUAUCGUAUGAAGAUCUACUAUUAUAAGUAAUUGAGUCUAGUCCAUACAUAAAAAGCGAAUUAAUGAUAUCCACUAUGCUUAAAUUGUAACAAUGUUCUCGCUGGCGCAUCCACCCUGGUGACAAUCUUGCUCGACGAAUUUUACUUGGCACUCUGCCGACUGUACGCAAAACGCACGUCUGUGGAAACCACGUUGCCCGUGUGGUUUCAUUUAUUAACUUGCAAACGCGAGUAGAGGAUCGUGAUUUAAUUACGCGGAAAAUUGUUUGGGAUUUGUUUUGAAUGGGCUUUCCGAACGAGGUAUGAUUACUGUGAUUUCAGGGUUGAUAAUCGACCACCCCCUCCCCCUUUUAAUCGUUCGAUCACAGUGGUGAGAAUAUUUUGACAGUUUAAGCAUACAUGUAUAUUUACUGUAUAUGUAAAGUAAGGUAUCUUCUAACGAGCAUAGAUAAGAUUAGUCUAUUAUACAAUAGACUCCCCCAUAGCUAUCCACAUAGAUCAAAAUGCGUACCUUAUUUUAUAACAACUGGUAUCUGCAGAUUACGGCCAAUUCGAUUGAUCCUAUUCGGGCCGACAUCUCAUCGAGGAAAUAAAAAUUAUAUCGGAAUACGUAGAUUUGUUGUUUCGCAACGGUGACAACGAACAUUCGACACGAACGGAACCGAGAACCGCGUCGUUUUUUUUUGGAAGUGUAACAAUAAACGGGACGAUGCCGUAUUUGAUCGCAGGGAUGUUCAUUGAAUUUAAUUAGACGCGCGAUAAACGUUUGUCCAACAGUGAUAUUUUCCUUAUUCGGUAAGUUUCGAAGAAAGUUAUUUGUACAUUGAUCACAGAUUCUUAAUCCUUUCACUGACACGUAUCGAUUGACGGUUAAAUUCCCCCCCGGAAUCGUCAAUGGUCGAGGAAGCUGAAAAAUUCGUGACACCAUCAUGGAUCUUCAAGACGUUUUAUUAAAGGCUUACUAUCUUUUUUUACAAGUAUUUAUAUUACGCACUAUAAAAUAUUUCUAACUUGUAAGUAUUUUUAUGGAAAAUACUAGGUAGAAGUAGAAGAACUCUUAUUUAUUUUAAUUUAUUAACUAUUACAAAUUUAGUUUAGUUUUAACAAAACUAGUCAGGUCUGUCUGUUGUUUUUUUUCUCUGAGUAACUUAUAUGCUUAUGAAAAAAAAAGAAAGAAAAUGUGAACAAACUCAAUCGGGAAUCAAAGGCAGCUUUGGUCAGUGAAAGGGGUUUAAGAAUAAGAAAAAGAAAAAGCAGAAAAGAGUUCGAAAAGGGUGUUCUAACGAGGAAGGAGAAUGUUUAUACAAAGAAAAUAUCCCGCUACGAAAAAAUUUGAAUUAGUCGUUAGAAAGAAAGAAAACGUCUGCUGCGCUCUCCUCCGGAAAAAAGGAAACGUUGCUCAACCAGGAGAAGGUAAACACAGAGAGAACGAUUGAAAAUCAAAUACGCAAGAUACACUUUUGCAGAUACCUGUACACCGUUCGUUUACGAGAAAAAAAAGAAUUUUUUGUCCCUAAACUAAUCGCGUCAUCGCUCUCUUCGAAUAAAAAACGAUCACGCGCCCCGCCGCGCGUUGCAUUCUGUUUAUCUGCGGAUGUUCUCUUUUUAUACAUCGUCGAAAUGUAUAUCAAAGUGACCGUUUAAACGAUAUCAUGCCAAACCAAACUCUGUCUCUCGAUCACUCCAUCCAUUUUAUCUCCGAUACAUUCUAUAGAAUCUAAUUAACUAUUAACACUACUACUAAAGCUAAGCUCUACAAAAAACGAAAUUUUAAAACUGUAUCAAAUGUUUAUAUGAAAUAAAUUAUGAUAAUGCAACA